AUGCCCGGUCUGGAGUCACACUUGGUGAUCAGGUUUCUAUUACCCUUAUUCAUGAUCCUUGGCCACUUAAGUCUUCUGGGUGCAACUCAGCUCAUCACAGCGGCUCAUCUCACCAUCCAUCGACGAGGUGGAGCAUUGGCCGAUCGUGAACCUGCUAACUUGACGCAACUGGUGGAUCUGCUACACGACGUCGAGAGGAGAUAUUCAAGAGUGAAAAGAGAAGUGAAAGGGAAUAAACUGGUACGGAGUUGGAGAGCUAGAAGCACAGGCGCCACGAACGAUGAACAGCUCCUCGCUGAGCCGGGUAAAGAGGGCCGCUGGUAUACCAACCUCCCGGUGGGUCCGCAGCCAAACACAAUCGAGGUCGAUCUUGAUAUGCUCAGCCCUGAUUUCUACACCGUCCAAACCACCAGUGGUAAAGGCUCACAGUACAACGUUUUCUCAGAAACCCAUGUCCCUAACGAUGCUCGCGUGCACCCGCUCUGCAAACAUCCAUCCGACACUAUCCAUCUGACGGACUUGAAAAAUACAACUUCCGUCACCAUCUCACUCCCCAUGUGCAGCCCCUCCAGAUCUUCGCGCGCGACCCUCUUCAAGUCCGGCAGCGUAUUGGGGCUGAGCCCGUCAUCAUCAUCAUCUUCAUCUUCACUGUCCCGAUUAGACUCUCCUCCCCUCCUCCAGCAACUCCUGUCCGCGGAAUUAUUGACCGACGACAUUUUCUCACUCACGCUUCUCGACUCCACAUCGGGCAUCCUGUCCCUCGGCGGCACCCUUGCUCGCCAAGCCGAAGAAGCAAGCACACGCACCCAAGUGGAGAUGGACUCGAUCGGCGACCCUGCCGCCACGACCGAGACCAUUAGCGGCAAAGUCAACGACAGGCUCGCCGCCACCUUCCCAGCAGACAUCGAAGAUCAAUACCGCUGGGCACCCAUCCGUGGCGCCGCUGAAGGGUGGUGGACAACUCUUCUCCCCGGUCUCUGGAUCAACGGACUCAAGAUGCUCAAAAACCAGCCCGUCCUGCUCGAUAUCCAGUCACCUUUCAUACUGGCUCCACCUUUGGCCGCAAGGAGGAUCUACGAAAGCAUUGGCGGUUGUUCACGCCUCGCUGUGCCAUAUGAUAUGUUCUGGAAGUUUCCAUGUCUCAAUAGGCCGAAGAUCAUGCUCGAGUUUGGUGGCUGGUUUUUUCCGCUCAUGUCGAGUCAAGGAGGUCACGAUGAGGCUGUAUGGGGGCCAGGGGGGGGAAGAUUGAGUCUUGGUAAGCUGAGUAUGGGAGGGAAUGGAACCAGUUCGGGGUAUUGUGUGGGAAGAGUGGUGGAGACGAGGAUGGGAUUGCAGAGCAGAGAGGACAUAGAUUGGGAGGGCAGUGGGUUGAGGGAUGUGUGGGUGUUGGGGGAGCCAGCAUUCUGGGGAGUGGGAGUCGUCUUUGAUCGGCAGCGUCAGAGGGUGGGAUUCAGGAAUUACUGA
Molecule: messenger RNA, 1464 nt
Organism: Endocarpon pusillum Z07020
Lineage: Eukaryota; Fungi; Ascomycota; Eurotiomycetes; Verrucariales; Verrucariaceae
Exons: 3
Coding region: 1-1464 (487 amino acids)
Source: RefSeq, a predicted model, not a curated record